Messenger RNA from Plectropomus leopardus (leopard coralgrouper), 3392 nucleotides. It is a transcript of the gene ecd, whose product is annotated as ecdysoneless homolog (Drosophila). Lineage: Eukaryota; Metazoa; Chordata; Actinopteri; Perciformes; Serranidae. The record is from RefSeq and is a predicted model, not a curated record. Gene Ontology annotation, cellular component: nucleus.
AACAGCUAGAAUUAGCUAAUAUAAAACGUAGGAACGUUUAUUUUGUGGUGUUGGGGUAGUCGAGUUUAAUUCACAACAGGACCUCAACAGUGACAGAUGGCGUGCUAGCUAGCGUACGUAACAAUGAGAAAAGUUUAGUUUUUUCUCACUUAAAUGUAUCCCGACCUCAUCGACAUAGUAUCUGACCUUUUAAAAUAAGACAAGUUGACUCCGUAGACUGUCUUAUUAAAAAAAAACUGCUACAAUGGACGACCUUCAGAGGACAGUUACUCAAGAGGACGCGGUUCAGUACAAACUCUUCUCGGUUCAGAAAGACGGUUUAACUUCACAGCAGAAUGAGGAGCAUCUCACACAUCUAGUGGAGGAGAUUUUGACAAAGUUUGCCCCUCUCCUGAUGCAAUACAUCUGGCAGCAUCAGUCAUUCAACCUCAAGUAUCAUUCUGAGAAAGGUGGUGUCCCUGCUCACAUUGGAGGGAGCACUCAGUUUGGGGACAAUGUGGAGGACGAGUGGUUUAUUGUUUACCUCCUGCAGCAAAUCACAGAGGCUUUCCCAGAGCUUGCAGCAAGAGUUGAAGACAAUGAUGGAGAGUUUCUUCUGAUUGAAGCAGCAGAUUAUCUUCCCAAGUGGCUGAAUCCAGACAACAGUGAAAACAGGGUCUUCCUCUAUAAAGGAGAACUGCACAUUCUGCCCUGUCCCUCCAAAUCCAGUCCAGUGGGGGUUCCAAAAGAUGUGGUACCAACUGUGCCACAAGCUUUAGCGCUGCUCUCCACCCACCCAGAGGCCUGUCAGGCAAGCCCCAAGAUCCGUUCAGCCCUGAGGAAGCGAUUAGAGGGUUAUCCAGAGAAGAUUAAAACUGGCCUCCAUCAUGCCCACUGCUUCAUACCCUCUAAUGUCGCUAUGGUGUUAGCACAACGACCAGACCUCGUUGCCCCUGCAGUGUCCGCGUUCUACUUGCGGGAUCCAGUGGAUCUGCAGGCGUGUCGGAGCUUCAAGACCUUUCCUCCUGACACAAGAGUCCUCACCUCGGUCACAUUUACCCGUUGCCUGUACGCACAGCUGCAGCAGCAACAGUUCACCCCAGAUCGGAGGAGCGGCUUCACCCUGCCUCCUCGCUCUCAUCCCCAGUACAAAGCCCAUGAACUUGGCAUGAAACUGGCCCAUGGUUUUGAGAUCCUGUGUUCUAAGUGCAGGUUGCCAUCGUCAGAGCCCGAUGCCCCCGUCAGUUGUAACCCGCAGUGGAAAGGCUUCAUGGAUAGUCUGAAAAGAAACGGCUACUUCAGAGGAGAACUGGAAGGUUCAGCUCAUCAUAGAGAACUAACACGAUCUGCGGAAAACUUUUUCAAACAGUCUGUCGCCUCAAAAUCAAGUGCUUUAUCCCCGGGUGAGGAAGUUCUCCAGCUGCUGCACAGCUGCAGUGCGUUCAGCCUGGAGGAGCUGAAGAAACAAGAGUCACAGCUCCCCCAAGAGGACAGUGACAGCUGGCUGGAUAUCACGACUCAGGAUUUGGAGCGUAUGUUGCAGGAGAGGAGCGGGGGGAGAGCUGAUGUUGGCAGCCAAAACGCCAGUUCCACCAAACAGAAACAGGGUGUUGGGGGUGCAGGGGAGAGGAGGAAGGAGAUGGAGAAUGACAAGGAGGAAGAGGAGGCCGGUUACAGCCUGGUAGCAGUCAGUCAGGGGAUGAAGAACUUCCUAAACGCCAUGUCGUCACAUGAGGGAGCUGAACUGCCCUGGAGCAGUUCAACUCAGCCUUUUAGUUUGGAGCCCGAUGCCAUGGCCAACGCUCUGGACAGACUGCUAGGAACCAAAGAAGAAGAGCUAGAUUCAGAUGAUCUAGAUGAUGAUGAUGAUGAUGAUGAUGAUGAAGAAGAGAAUGAAGAAGGGUCCACAGGCUACACAGAGAUGAACGGGACAGAAACGUUGGACAGUCUCAGAAGAUACAUGGAGGAAAUGGAUCAGGAGCUGAUGAGCACUAAUAUCGGACAAAGCUUCAAUGUGAAGAAUUACAACAAGGCAGGCGUGGACAAUGGCUCCCCUCAUCCCGCUGCCACGGACGGUGUCCCAAGACAUGAAGCUCAGGCAGAGACAGAGGAGGAGAUCCAGCCUCUGGACGUCGACCUCAACCUGGUCACAAACCUGCUGGAGUCCCUCAGCUGCCAGGCCGGGCUGGCUGGACCGGCUUCGAACCUGCUGCAGAGUCUGGGUAUUCACCUACCGCCCAACUCUGAUCCCUCGUAAAGGACAUAAAAUGCCUUUAUUCAUAUUACAGUACCUCUGUUGGCAAAGCACUCAUGGAUGUUGAAGAUGUCACGAAUUUCAUAAAAUAUUAUCAAAAAUCUUUUGGAAUAUGGAAAAAAAUGGAAAAUGCUGCACUGGGUCAAGACCAGGCUGCGACAUUUGAGGCUGAAAAAUGAAGUGGGAAGGGCCGAAAACUGCAAAUCACUAACUGGUUGCUUGAUUCUGGCUCCAAAACAGAGUAACUCCCCAUAGACCCCAAAAAAUCAAGCAGUCUUCAAGAUAAGGCAAGUACUCACAUAAGAACAAGAAACGAUGACUGUUCGGCUCACUGAAUGUGGAAGUCCAUGGUUUAGGUUGGCAGUAUGAAAACCAUCUGAAGCACUCUGAGCAUGAUAACCUUUUAGUAAUACAUGUAUGAUCAGCGUGGUUUGACUUAAAAAUCUUCAACAUUUUAGGAUGCUCGGAUGCUUUUCAGACUCCCAAUCUACAGCAUGAACUUCUACAUUCAGAGAGCUAAACAGUCAUUGUUUUUUAUUGUCAUGUGAUCUUUUGGCAUGUGUUUAAACCUGCCUUGUUUGUAGUUUACAGUUCAUUUUAAAUAUACACAGAAAAGAAAUGAAAGCUCAUUCAUGUGUAGAACAUACAUUUCAGAUAGCAUAAAUGAAAAAUACGCUAAACACUCUGAAAUAACAACGCAAUAAUGUACAGGGUUUUACAUUGUUUUUUUCCAUUAGAUAGUUUCUGCUUUGGUCCAUAUUAGUGUUGAAAUAGUCGUAUAAAUAUACAAAACUUUUUCUUCAAGGAUGACCCCCUCAGUUGAUUGAGGCAUAUACAGUAUAUGGCAGUGUAAAAUGAGGUGCAUUCAUCUUCAGUUUGGUUGCAGUGUGAACACAGAUUUUAUCAAGUCUGUGUUGCUAUGAAUCUUUAUGUCCGGAUUUAUUCAUGUUCCUUCUUUGACAAACCAAGUGGCUGGAUGAAGGCAGGAUGAAGUGGACACAAAAAGGUCUUAGCAAAUUAUGAUGUACAUUUUUUAACAGGUUUACAAAGGAUUUUUAAUGCAUUCUGCUUUGUGUGAUGAAUACCGUUUGUGAUUUUUGACUGCAUUACAUUUGGAUGUUAGAAUAAAUAUUUUUGGAAAUAAAUAAGUCACAUGUCA